AUGGCGCUCUCGGAGGUCCACGUCCUGGCGCUGUUGGCUGGACUCCUAAUGCUGUGGCAUGCUGGUGAAGCGCAACUCUCCUCAGCGUUCACCAUAGACCAGGUGAACCUGACGCUGGUUCCUGGCCCCGCGGUGGACACGGGCACCGUUGUGCGGCUGCGAUGUCACGUCCAGGUGAGCCACAGCUCCACGCGGCGCCUGGUCCACUCCUUCAGCUUCCUGCUCAACCAGGGCCAGGUGAUCUACGCCAAGAACACCAGCGACACCCAGGUGGAGCACAGCCUCGCCCCCGCCCGCGCCGCCCACUCCGGACGCUACACCUGCCGCGUCCAGGUGCUGGAAAAGCAACGCAGCAGCCAAGAGCACAGGCUCACUGUCUCAGGUCUGAUGACCCCUGUUCUGACGGUGAACCCCCGUGAGGUCUUUGAAGGUCAGGAGGUGAAGGUCAGCUGCUUGACCCCUGAUGAAGUGGGGGCCCUGGUAUUCCACCUGUGGGUAGACGACGACUACUUCCGCAUACCCCCGUCCGCAGUGGAGGACUUCUCGGUGAAGAUGACGAGGCCGGGCACCUCUCAGAUCCACUGCAAAAUGAACAUACUGGGCAACCUCGACGCGGGCACGUCCAACACAAGUAACGUCGUGAGGGUCACCGUGCACGAGCUGGAGGUCACACCCACCAUCAGUCUCUUACCCCUAUCUGACAUCAUCGAAGGUGACUUCCUGCGGGUCGACUGCGCCGUGCCGAAAUUCAACGACAUACCGAGAUCAGAACGUUCCAAACUGGAGUUGUUCCUCACCAAAGAUGGCCGUGUUCUCAAACAGGAACGCGGAAAGGAACAGUGUGGCGAGACGUUGCGAACAGAAUCUGCACACUCUGGGAUGUACGUGUGCAAGGCAGAGAUCGGGAACUUGCAGAAGACAGCGAGUGGCACAGUGUUAGUGACAGAUCUCUUCUCCGUGCCGGAGGUGAGAGUGGCGCCCCCGGUGGUGUUCGAGGGGGACAACUUCACGGUGUCCUGUUCCGUCUCGCACGUGGUCCGCCAGCGCCUGAACGAGUCCCUCGUCUCGUACAAGCUGUUCCGGAACCAGCGGGAGCUCCAGCGCGGGCAGCGCUACAUGGCCACAGCCGGCUCCGCGCACGACGGCGGCUACUUCUGCCAGGCCGAGGCCAAGGGGAUCAGCAAGAACAGCACGGAGGUCAUCGUCAAGGCCAAGACGCUGCCCUCCACGCCCCUCAUCACUGUAGAGGGUGCAGUGAUCCUGGGCAAGCCGUUCCAGGUGUCCUGCCGCACCAGCAGAGGCAGCCUGCCCAUCACCUUCACGAUCAUGCAGGGUCAAAGGUUACUGGAGCAGAAGGAGGUGUACGCCCUCUCCGCCCUCUUCAACGUCACCUCCAUCAGGAGGAGGACCGAGCUGCUGGAGUUCUCGUGCCACGCCCACAACGACCCCUCGCGCCCCAGAAUCAUCAGCAUGGCACUGCAAGCGCCGGUCAUUGAGCCGGUGUCCCGGGUGACGCUGACGCUGGAGCCCUUCGGUGGCGGCGUGACGGAGGGCUCGGACCUGAAGCUGACCUGUAGUGCCCCCCAGGGCUCGCCGCCCCUCACCUUCACCUUCUACCACAGCCCGCAGGGGGCGCCGUGGAGCCGGCAGCAGCUCACCCAGACGCGCGUGCCCGGCACCAACCGCGCCUCAUUCACCGUCCGCGCCAUCGCGCGCCACCAGGCCGGCCAGUACCAGUGCCACGCCGCCAACGCCGCCAACGACAGGAGCAGCUCCGUCGUCCACGUCCACGUGAAGCUGGCUGCGUGGAAGGUGGCGCUGAUGACGGUGUGUGUGAUUCUGGUGGUGGCGGGCAUCGGCGUGCUGCUCCUCAUCCUCAUCAAGAGAGGAAGCUGCUCACACACACACACCAAGAAGACCGGAGAACUCUCAGUGAAGCCGGCCAAGACCAGAUCAAAUGACCCACAGAGAGUGAGCCUCGUGCUGGAGGAGCAGCCAGCACCCAACGCAACCCCUGGCAUGCUGGGUAGAAGCGUCUGGAGUGAACGCAUGUCAGGCUCAGACUCUGAUAGCCAGAGUGGUGAGGAGGAGCACAGUGUGGAGGUGCAGUGCUCACAGGUGGCCCACCCCCCACAGACCAACGUGCCCACGCCCACCCCACCUGAGACAGGUGAAUGCACAGAACUGAUGACCAAUGGCACAGACACAGAGUACAGCCAAGUACAAGCCACAGUCGCAGACAUUCCAACACAGACUGAGGGGGCUUCUCUUGAAUACGCCCAGCUGAACCAUAGUGACCCCGAGCCGCAGUAGAAGACCACACCCAUGUUCUCUACUCCAACACACACACACACACACACACACACACACACACACACACACCCAUGUUCUCUACCAACACACACACACACACACACACACACACACACACACACACACACACACACACACACACACACACCCAUGUUCUCUACUCCAACACACACACACACACACACACACACACACACACAGACAGAGAGAGAGCGAGAGAGAGCGAGAGAGAGAGAGAGAGAGAGAGAGAGAGAGAGAGAGAGAGAGAGAGAGAGAGAGAGAGAGAGAGAGAGAAAGAAAGAAAGAGACGGCAGAAAGAUAACGAUGUACCUGGGCAUCAUUCAUAUUUAUUGCUCAGUAAAGGUUCUCAUCUCUUAUACACUGUCUAUUUGCUCUAUGGGCUGUGGACGCUGAAUGUGUGUGUGUGUGUGUGUGUGUGUGUGUGUGUGUGUGUGUGUGUGUGUGUGUGUGUGUGGGU
Sardina pilchardus (European sardine) is the source of this 2791-nucleotide messenger RNA. RefSeq names its product platelet and endothelial cell adhesion molecule 1a (gene pecam1a). Gene Ontology annotation, molecular function: transmembrane signaling receptor activity. The coding region runs from base 1 to 2313 and encodes 770 amino acids. The record is from RefSeq and is a predicted model, not a curated record. The transcript is spliced from 15 exons. Gene Ontology annotation, cellular component: plasma membrane. Gene Ontology annotation, biological process: cell surface receptor signaling pathway. Lineage: Eukaryota; Metazoa; Chordata; Actinopteri; Clupeiformes; Clupeidae.